Messenger RNA from Lingula anatina, 1021 nucleotides. RefSeq names its product RING finger and SPRY domain-containing protein 1. Gene Ontology annotation, cellular component: cytoplasm. NCBI's taxonomy places the organism in Eukaryota, Metazoa, Brachiopoda, Lingulata, Lingulida, Lingulidae. The record is from RefSeq and is a predicted model, not a curated record. Gene Ontology annotation, molecular function: ubiquitin-protein transferase activity; protein binding.
UUUCUGAACUUUUAGUUUCUAGUGCUGUCUGGGCAGUUAAAGAGUAUCAUUGCAAGUAAGGAAGACACGAUAGCCUACGUCGGAAUUGCACUAUUUCUAAAAGAAAUAUAUCAACGCCCAGUUGUUUGUUGAAGAUACCAGUAUUACGCUAAAUAGAUGUGUUGAAAAUGUUUUAGUUUUAAUAACUUGCCAGGUUUGUGAAAUCAGGUGACUGCUGUUAAUGAGUAACAUAAAAGCCAUGUCUCCACUGUGAUGCUGUGGCCCAGGAUGAAGACUGAUAUCAUAUAAAUAAACCAGGCGUUGGACAGUGAUGAUCAUUCUGGUUUGGCUCUCUGUCAUCACCCUCCAGUCCUCCUCCUUUCAAAGACUCCUCAGUAGGAUUUACACUUCAACCAUGGGUGCUUGCCUGUGUAAGGAUACGCCCCGGGGAUCACAGGGACACCCUGGGGAGAUCAGUGACAGUGUGGAUAAUCCAUCACGUAGACAGGUGCCCCUGGGUCAUAUUGUCACGGAGCCACUUAAUCACUUGGACAUUAUAGAGAGCUUGAUCCUGAACACUAUGUAUAACAUCAAAACCUUGGUGGAUAAUGACCGAGCUCUACCCCAUUCCUUGCUUGCCAUACAUAAGAUUGCAGACACAGAAAGUGGAUGGCUACUUGUGGUCAGUUCUUUGGUCAAGGUCAUACCACUGGAAGACCCCCUGGGUCCUGCUACUAUCACAUUACUACUGGACGAAUGUCCAUUGCCUAGUAAGGGGACAAUAGCAAAGAUAACCUCAAAUCUCAAGAUAGGAAAGAAGACUGCCUUAGAUGAGAGGAAAUCCAAAAAUAUCCAGAGGCAAAGGAAUACAUGUAUUGUGUUGGGAUGUUUGGCAGAAAAAAUGGCAGGCCCAAACAGUACUUGCUUGAUGACUGGCAAUGUACUGGACUAUUUAUUUACUAACUUGGAAUCUGACUGUGAUCCAAUUGUGAUUUUGCAUUCCAUUGUUGCACUGGAAAAGUUUGCUCAAACAAGUAAGUGA